UCUGUUUCAGGCAGCGCUGGAGGAUCUUCUGCAGCUCUAGGUGACACGUAAUGAAAGGUGCGAUUAGGCCUCUCUAAAACUAAGGUAAUUAGUUAAAAAAGACUGCUUUUCAUUAUGUAGACAACUUCAGAGAGUGCGGACUAAACACGAGAACCGAAUUUAACCGGAUACGUUACUUUUCUAACUGCUGAACGUCUUUGGAAAACUUGGAAAACUUGAGGUAAUGUUCGUUUACUUAGCCGCUGUCCGGGAAUAUAAUGUUUCAUGAGGAAUUUCGGAGUGGAAAGCGUUGUUUCUUUGCUGAAGAGUGAAGAUAAAUUAAUUCCCGGGAAAGUUUGUGUGGAGAGCAGGAGACCAGGGAUAAUGGGCAACGGCGCGUGCUCCAGGAAGCAGAAGAAGAUUUUCCAGUCUCUUUUUCUGGUCACGGUGGUUUUUGCCAUGAUCUAUGGAGGGAUGAUGUCUUAUGAGAUGCACAAACAGCUGAAGAGGACAGAAGAGCUGGCCGUCAAAUAUCAGCAGCACCAGGAGUCACUUUCGGCUCAGCUUCAAGUGGUGUACGAGCAUCGCUCAAGGUUGGAGAAGUCUCUUCAGAAGGAGCGAAUUGACCAUAAAAAAGCCAAAGAAGAUUUUCUUGUGUAUAAAAUAGAGGCCCAACAGUCUCUCAACAAAGAAAAGCAAGAUUCGAGUGUCAGGUUUAAUUCUUUGCAUUCCCAGCACCAGAUUUUGAAGAACCAGCAUGACGAUUUAAAAAAGCAGUAUUACGAGCUGCAAGAGCGCCACCAGCUACAAGGAGAUGAGCACAACAAGGCAUUAGAGGAACAUAAACAGAAGCUCGACCAACUUCAUCUGAACAAGGAGUCUGAGAUUUCCAAGCUUAAAGAGAGUUCAUAUAACCUGCGUGAGGAGAACAAGCAGCUGAGAAAAGCUCAUCAAGACAUUUAUGUGCAGCUUCAGGAUACCAGGCAACAGCACAAGAACUUAAAAUCUGCCCAUGACCAGCUUGUGUUGACCCUGGAGGACCACAAGAGUGCGCUAGCUGCAGCCCAGGUACAGGUGGAUGAAUAUAAACAACUGAAAGAAACGCUUGAUAAGAUGCCCAGUCUGAGAAACGCAGCAGGACAGCCUCAGCCACCUGGACAGCCUAUCCAGAACAAGAACGCAGAUGAACAACACCAACCCAAGCAAGAGGUGGUAAAACAUGAGGAGGUGGAGGAGCCUCAGUUGCACCACCAGGAGGAGGAUGGAGAGAUGGGCGGAGCAGAGGAGAGGAGGAGAGAGCUGGCAGAGGAGGAGAUGGAGCAGGCCGGACAACCUCAGAAACUGGAGGAGGAGUUUGAUGGAGUGCAUAAUGAAGUGGAGGAAGAGGAGGAGGAGCCACAGGCCGGCCAACCAGAUGAAAACGCACUCGAGAAGGAGCGACAUCAUGCUCAAGAGGUGGCACCAGCUGAGGGUCAAGCGCAGGUGGAGCGGGUGAAGUCUGCUUAUGAACAGCAGCAGGAGCAGCAGCGUCUGGCAGCACAGCUGGCGGAGGAGCGCAGACAGCUGCAUCUGCGUCAGGAGGCCCUGCAGAAACAGCAGCUGCAGCAGCAGAAGGAGAGAGAGGAACGAUUACGCCUGCAGAGAGAGAGAGAGGAGCAGCUGAACCGAGAGGCAGAUCUCAAAGAGCAAAAACUCAAGCAAGAGAUGCUCCGGAAAAAGGCACAAUAUGAAAACGUGGAUGCUGAUAUAGUCCAGGGAGAAGAAGAGGCACAGCUAGCUGAAGAGAAAGAGGAGAACGCACUAAAUGAAGAUCCAAGGCAAGGUGAAGAGUACAACAUUCACCAUGAGCCGAAGCGACCAGUAGAAGCAGAAGUUGAUCCAGAGGACGACCCCAACAACCAGGGUGAGGAUGAGUUUGAGGAGGCAGAGCAGCAGCAUCAUCAUGAGGAGGAGGAGGAAGAGCCAGUACCUGUCGGCCACCCGGACAUGCACGCACAUGCAGAGAAUCAGCACCAGCCACCCGCAGAAGAGCAACUGGUGAUGCCCGGAAACCCAGAUCAGCAGGAAGACGCUCUGGAUGAGCAGUACCAGGAGGAAGGAGAUGAUGAGGCUCAAGAAGAACUGGUAGACAAUCCCAAGCAUGAAGUGGUGCGAGAGGAAGAGGGAGACCCGUAUAAUGAGGAGAAUGUAGAACAGGAAGAUCCCCGAGAUCAUGGAGUAGCAGUGAAGCAGGACAAUCAACCGGCCCAACAUCACAAUGAAGAAAACUAUGAAGACGAAGAAGAGGAAGAAGAAGGAGGUAACGGGGAUAAACCACCCAUUCGCAGGGCAGAAAUGUGAGGUGGUGGAAAGUAAGGACAGUCAAUGGCUGCCACUUAUAUGAAUUGGGAUUUCUCAAUCCAUUCUCAUAAACUUUGUGCCAGGUUUAAGGGUUCUUUUGGGUCAAUCGGAUGAAUAGGAAAUGAAUGAACUGUGUGACUAAAAACAGAGAUGCACCAAAACGCCCUGCAGUCAGCCUGUCAUUUAAGAAAUGCCGCAUAGAUCCAGAAUACUGCUUCAUCUUUGAUUUUUUUCAACUGGAUGCACAACAACCUCUUGCACUGAAAGAUUUGCCAUUUUUGAUCACUAACGGCUCCAUACGCAAGAUAAGUUUGGAAGUAAAGACUCAAAUUGAUGCACAGGCAGCCAUUAAAUGCUCACUUUGUUGUUAAUUCAUCCAUCUUUGGUUGAUGAAUAAUGCAGUGCAGUAAUAUUGCAUGCUGGGUGAGUUUGGACGCUCUCGGGUCACUAUGAAUGUUUACAUGUAAUUCAAGCCGAUAACUGUAGCUGUUUUUUUUAAAUGUUGUACUCUCUUUGCAUAUUUACCAUAGUGAGAUUACUGAGUAGACAUAAGCCAAAUUACAUGAAGCAGUUACAUGAUUUUCACCAAGUGCCUCUCUAGAGAUAAUGAGAACUUUCUCGUGUUAUCGAUCUUUGACAGGAUGAUCUGUUUCUGAUGUCUUUGUUGAAUUUUGUCUGGAUUUCUCUGUUUUUAAAGUCAUUACUCUAGUAUAAACCUGUACUAGUGUUCUGCGUGCUACUGGAUCUGAAGUCGUAUUGUCGAUGUAUUAAACAUAUGACAUAAGACAUUAUAGAAAUGAAUGGCGCAUUGAAAAUUACGAUGCAUAAUAUUCGGAUGUAGAACAAAUUAGAUUAAAAGAUUUGCGAGGAAUGUACUUUAAAUCACUACCGUUUUUAAAAACCUAUAUAUUUAUUUUGUCAAGUAUUUACUUUGUUUUUUAUAUAUAUAUUAUAAUAUGAAAUCACCUUUUUUAUUUUUGGGGGUAUUCUUUUGAUUUAUUAUUUGAUGUAAUAUUGGUGGAACCAGCUUUUUCUGUUAUUUGUUCAGCUUUAAUACGUUAUAUUUAAAAUAAAUAUCUUUAUAUGUACAGUUUUCUUUCUAGUUUUGUUGAUGAUGGCAGGCGACGUGAGCAGAAUAAAAAUUGGAGAAGGA
Molecule: messenger RNA, 3472 nt
Organism: Danio aesculapii
Lineage: Eukaryota; Metazoa; Chordata; Actinopteri; Cypriniformes; Danionidae
Product: Golgi integral membrane protein 4-like
Exons: 16
Coding region: 265-2319 (684 amino acids)
Cellular component (GO): Golgi membrane; Golgi apparatus
Source: RefSeq, a predicted model, not a curated record